GAAGUUCUGCUCUGAGUCCCACCUGCAAACCUGGCUGAGCAAAGGCAGCAAAAUUGCUCAGCCCCCAGUGCCCAAAAUGAUACCCAGCUCCACACUGCCCACGUCUGGUGAGGCUGCCCAGAAUGGCGUUUGGUCUCAGAGCAAAAGGCCCUGGGGGCAAGUCCUCCCUGUGAGGAUGCGGCCACUUCCCUGUGGACAGAGGCCUGGGCUGCAGCAACCUUGGGGUCGCCUCCCAGGUGUCCGAGCAAGCCCGUGUUGGCCUUUUCUGCUGUUCAUCUUUGAGCAGAGUCGACAGAGCUUGCCAGCAAGUCGUGGUGGGCUUCCUGCCCCCUUGCUGGCCAGGUGGGGCAGCAGCUUCCGCUGCUCUGAUGCAGACUGGUGUGCAGCCUGCCCCCCUGACCCGGGCCCACUCCUGGGGUCCCACAGACAUUGCGGAGUGUGUCUUGGGGGGGGCUCACCACAUGCCAGGGGACUUGCUCCCCAGUUGGCCUGGGGCAAGAUAGUAAAGACCCCCUGGCAAAGACUGUGCAGCCCCAGGGCUCUCUCCCCCUUCCCAGAACCACCCACAAAGCCUUUCCGAGCACCAGGGAACUUGAGGCCUCACGCUCCUUCUCCCUCCCCAGGGAACUCGAGGCCUCACACUCCUUCUCCCUCCCCAGGGAACAUUUUUAACAGCUUCUGCCGGCCACGCCCCGUGUCCAUGUCCAGGUCAGUCCUGGAGGCCCUGACGUCCUCCACUGCCAUGCAGUGUGUCCCCUCUGACGGCUGUGCAAUGCUCCUGCGUGUACGCGCCUCCAUCACCCUGCAUGAGCGCCUGCGGGGCCUGGAGGCCUGUGCCAUGAGCCUGGACACCCAGGAGACGCAGUGUCAGAGCGUGUGGGUGGCCAGGGCCUCCCACCGGCAGCAGGGGGGGCAGCAGCUCCAAGUGCACUUUGGCUGCUUUGCGGUGAGCGUGGCCCAGCACCUCUAUGUCACCCUGAGGACCAUCCCUCAUUUCUGCGGGGUCCAGCUGGACCAGAGGCACCUCGUGGAAGACUGCGGAGAGGAGGACGUGGGGAGGAGCGUGCCCGACUGCCUCGCGGGAAAGCUCAGCUACCUUGUGGACCGGAGGCGCAAGGCGAUUCUGGUGCAGGUGCCCAGGGCCUCCGGGAGCCCCGACUACUACGUGCGGCUCUGCCUCAAGCGGUUCACCUGUGAGGACGCCGGCGCCCCUGUGCGAGUGACCGCCAACGGCGUCUCCCAGGCCGUCUCCCUGCCCUACAGCCAGGAGCUGCCGUGCCUGUGCCUGGAGGGCUGGUCUGCGACCCCUGACGCGGUACGGAUCCAGAUCUGCCCCUUUGAAAACGACACUGAGGCACUGGAGGUGCUGUGGGACACCGUCUACUACCACCCGGAGAGCCAGACACUGAGCUGGGAGCCCGCCUGCCCUGUGAGUGGCCAUGUGAGCCUGUGCUGGCGCCCAGGGCCCGGGGCCGGCUGCCGUAAGCUGCAGCAAUCCAGCCAGCUGGUGCAUCGCAGAGUGCAGUACCCGCUGGUGGACACCCAGCCCCAGCUCUGCCUGAAGUUCUCUACCAGUUGGGGGUCCUGGGUGCGGUGCCCUUUCGAACAGCGUCGCUUCCCAACCUGGAAAAUGACCAUCCAGCCUUCGCCCACAAAGGGCCACCUCCGGGUCACCUUCUUCUCGUCCAGCCCUGCCCACUUCCAGGUGCACCUGUGUCACAGGAGGAAGUCACAGCUCCCUGCCUGCCAACGCACACUCCAGGCCAGCCCGCUCCCUUCAGCCUCAGGUGACCCGGCAGCCGCCCCUGCCUUUGCCUUCCUAGACCUUCCCAGGGAGGAGGCCUGUGCCCCAGGCAUCUGCAUCCAGGGCUGGAGGACCGAUGUGCACUUCUCCGUCCCCCAGCAGCUCUGCAACCUCCGCUCCAGUGGGUGCCCAGCUCUCAGGGGCCGCAGGAGGCCGAGGACUAGACCCAGGCCUCCCACGGCAGGCUGGGCAUGGCGUGCACUGAACAGAAGACUGGGUGGGGGAAACGGGGAGACCAUCCGGCCCUGAGUCAGGUCAGGCUUCUGCGCCAAACCCAGGCCUGUGCCCAGCACUGCCCUCCAGCCUUGCAUUUCCCUCCACCACACACCGUUGGGCCUCCCGCAGGCCCACCCUGGUCUCACUGUCACUGGCCUUGCCUCCUCCUCCCUGGGGGUCCACCUUCCCUGAUCAGAGCUCUGGUUCCAACCACCAGUGACUUGGGAGGUCCCUUUGCCCACCAGCCACCGAGGCCCAGGCUCCCAGGACCCAGGGUACAUCAGGACAGGACUCUGCCCCGUGGACAGAACUAAGCACGUGUGGCCUGGGUGUGGUCAGGAGCGUGGCUCUGCCUUGGAAUCCAGGAAGGGUCAGAGCUGGCACUCCUACCUGCACCCCUCCCUGUGAGCUCAAGAGCUUGCCUAGCUUCGGGUGGGGUGAACCGCAACAGCCACAGAGGUGGGAGGGGUAGGAGGGGGUGGAUAGGACAGCCUGGCACCCAGAGCCUCUGGAGACCCUUUCCAGGGAGCACCAGUGGGCCAGGCAGGGGUCUCUGGAAUGUCUCCUCAGCUCAGCCGAGCCACAGCCAUUUCAGGGCAGCCUGCUGCCCACAGGACAUGCCCAGGGCCGUGGCAGGACCCGCAGACCUUCAGCUCCCCCUUCUCCCUGCAAGACUUUUUGGCCAAGCCUAGGUCCCCCUCCCUAGCAAAGAUCACCUCCAGCAGAUCACAGACUAAAGGGGCAAUGGCCACCUGCUGGUCAGGUGUCCCUGGGGCUGGCACCUGCCACUGUGGAGUGCCCAUGCUAUGCUGGGCAAGUCCACGGCCCCAGGGACAGGCCUGGAGGCAGCAGGAGGACUGGGCCUGGCUCAGGUGGGGGGAUCUGGGGGUCACACACACUGCUCUUGGGGCCAGGGUGGGCUCCUCCUUCACUUGUCUGCUGAGCCUCCCUGCAGAUGGGAGGCUGCUGUCCACAGCCACCGGCACCCCAGGACUGGGCAGCCCCCUCCCCUUCCCUCACGUCUCAGCCUCACACAGUGGGGGCAGGGCUGGGAGGGGGUGUCCCAGCCAGUACCACCCCUACGUCUCUUUCCAGCUGCACCCACCCACAUGGGAUGGCAGCCUGAGGCCAGGAAUCUCCUCACGAACAAGUAGGUGCCAGGGACACAUUGCUGGGGGGCAGGAGGCCAAGGCACAGCCUCGGAGAGCUGAGCCAGGCCCCCCUCUGAGAGUGCGGGGUGUUCUCACCUGACUGUGGGGCCCAGGCACCUGCUGGCUGUCCUGGGGCUACAGCUCCAUGGGGCCCUCAGGGGCUCUGGGUCACAUAAAAGACCUUCAGCCCUGUCCUGAGUCCCCUGGGAACAGCAGGACCUGGGUGGGCUACCCCUUCCCCGGAUGGCCCAGGUGCUGGACCCCAGCCUCCCUCUCAGACAAUUCAUGGUCAUGGCCACUGUCCCUGGCCCUGACGACAAGGCCCUGGCAGCUGCCUGGAGCUUCCCCAGUGCUCUGGGGUGCAGGGUGCAACCCCACCCUUCCUGUAGCUGACCAGGCCCGAGGUGGUCAAGGAUCACCCCAGUUUCUGCCCAGGGCACCCCACACUGGCUGGAGUCCACCUCUCCUGUCUGUGCAUCCUUGGGUGCUGAGCUUCACUGGGGCACCCGCCCCACUCGGACCCCUCCAGAGGGUCUCAGCUUCCCCAGAUCCCAGCCCCACUCACCCAGCAACGGUCAGUCACUUCCUGUGGUCUCAGAGGCCACCUGCCUGGGGGCCACCUGCUGGGAUGUGCGGUUCUCAGACAUUCCAAGUGGCACAUCCAGGUCCCAGCCAGGGGUGCCCAGCAGUGGCCUGUGCAGUGGGCCAUGGGGUCGGCCCUUGAAGACCUCUCGUGCGGGUCACGUAGGCUCCCCGGCUUCCCCGCUGAGCCACCCUCUGGAGCCUGGACAUCGUCUCACCUGAGUGCUGUGCAGGACCACGUGCCCGGCCUGUCCCGGCGGUGGUCACACCCCAUCUGCAGAUGCACCCCCACCGCAGUGUGGGCCCAGGCUGCCCUCUUCUAGCUGGCUGUGGGCCGCUGGGCCUUCUUUUCCCUUCUGCAACGGAGGCUGCUAUGCCCCACAGACUGGAGAGGGGGCUGCAGAGCGAGUAAGUCCCCGCCACUCAGUAAACACUGGUCCAGGAGUAGCUGUU
Molecule: messenger RNA, 4206 nt
Organism: Pan troglodytes (chimpanzee)
Lineage: Eukaryota; Metazoa; Chordata; Mammalia; Primates; Hominidae
Gene: IL17REL
Product: interleukin 17 receptor E like
Exons: 13
Coding region: 77-2053 (658 amino acids)
Molecular function (GO): interleukin-17 receptor activity
Source: RefSeq, a predicted model, not a curated record